AAACGCACCGUAUUAAAUAAGCCAUAAGAAAUUUUUCAUAUGUCUUACGUAUUAUACGUAUGUUACGUACUUUGAAGUUUCUAUUUACAUUUAAAAGACUAUGACGGCCAGUGGAAUUUAUCAUGAAAAACAAAUAAGGGAAUUAUGUGCAUUACAUGCUUUGAACAAUUUAUUUCAGUCAAAAGGGGCUUUUCUGAAAUCCGAACUAGAUUCAAUAUGUGUUUCAUUAUCUCCUAAUCAUUGGAUAAAUCCUCACAAAUCAAUGUUAGGACUAGGGAAUUAUGAUAUAAAUGUUAUUAUGAAAGCUUUACAAGAUAGAGGAUAUGAAGUUGUUUGGUUUGAUAAAAGAAGGGAUCCUACUUGCUUAAUUUUAGAUAAUAUAUCUGGAUUUAUAUUGAAUAUACCUAGCGAGUAUAAAAUUGGUUUUUUCACGUUACCAAUUUGGAGACGUCACUGGGUAACUGUGAGACAAAUAAAUGGUUGCUACUAUAAUCUGGAUUCAAAGCUAGAAUCACCACAAAAAAUUGGUGAGGAUCAAGAUGUUUUAAAUUAUCUGAAAGAUGAAAUAGAGUGUAAAGAUAAAGAAAUUUUUUUAGUUGUUACAAGUGAAGUGUCACAAAAACAAAGUUGGAUUAAAGAUUUUAGUAUUCCACCAGCAGUUAAUAGUAGAGAUGCAGAUAUUAUCCAGUUAGGGGAUAUAGAGGAUAAUAAAUCAUAAGAUUGUGAUAGGAACUACAUAUUUAUUGUUAACAAAUUUAUAUUAAAUGUUUUUAUUGAUAUUUCUUUUAUAAAAAGUUUUUUUCACAA
Molecule: messenger RNA, 807 nt
Organism: Diorhabda carinulata
Lineage: Eukaryota; Metazoa; Arthropoda; Insecta; Coleoptera; Chrysomelidae
Gene: Josd
Product: josephin-like protein
Exons: 3
Coding region: 101-718 (205 amino acids)
Biological process (GO): protein deubiquitination
Molecular function (GO): cysteine-type deubiquitinase activity
Source: RefSeq, a predicted model, not a curated record